AUGAAAGGCUGCUCUAUGUGUUCAAAACGGCGUAUCCGCUGUGAUAAUAGCCGGCCAACUUGCACAAAAUGUCUUCAAAAGGGCCUCGACUGCCCUGGAUAUGAGCCUAAACUCCGGUGGGUCGGAGGCCCAGCUGUCCGGGGUCGCUUGAAGGGAUUUCAGCCCCAAGGCUCAUCCGCAGACAUACAGCCAAGCGUCGAUACAUCUUUUCACUCGUUCCUCGGAUACCCGUUACAAGAACUGGUUGAUUACUACGACAAGCAACUAUGCAAGAUCAUGGUGUGGGUGGACUCAGCUGACAACAUUUAUCGAAGAUACGUUCUUCCUCUGGCGCAGACGAAUCUCACGGUUCGGCUCUCUGUGGCUGCCGUCUCUGCUCAACAUGCUGCAGCGUCUCGCGGAGCCUGUCUCAUGUCUGAGGAUGCCCGAAAUCAAGCUAUUUCCAUGAUAUCGAGGCACAUCACCGAUGUGACGAAUCAUCUCGCCAACGGACACGAGAUUGACAAGCAGCUGAGCUUGGAUGACGCAGAAUGGAUGCUAGCCUGCAUGCUUGUACUCUCGUGCUAUGAGAUGGCUCACUCUGGUGCAUCAGCAGCUGAGAUUCAUCGCUCGGCGGCGAGAUCACUAGUCAACACGCUUCCAACAGCCCAAUGUCGAAAAUCCAUGUUGUUCAUGUCGCUGAGAAACAUGCUUUCUACAUACGAAGUUUUCGCAUCUACAACUUGCUUUGACCUGGAGAGCGUCCAGGAUGCCAUCCUUCCGAUAUUCGAAGCGGGGACCGUUCUUCUGGACGAAAGUAUUCUCUUUGCCGAGUAUCUUGGGCUAUUGCACCAGGCUACUAUACUUGCACGUCAGCCUCACAGAGUCCAGGCCUCGAAUCGUGACUGGAGGACUGAUUUCGAGAUGGCUCGGGGAACAACUCUGAUGAUUGGAGGCAGGCUUUCCAUCACGGUCCAACAGCGCCGUGAUCUGAUCCGCCUUGUGGACAUUCAUCACAACGCCGCCCUUCUCUACGUGUCGCAAUGUCUAGGUUAUGGAACCACAUACGAAACGAUGUCAGCCUUUUCAGACCUCAAGAGGCAACUUCUGGCUUUUGACGAUAUCGCCGACUGGACACAUAAUCUUGCAUGGCCAGUAUUCAUUGCUGGCGUGGGAUGUCACGGAGACGAACAAGAUCAAAAGAUCGUCUCUGACCUGUACGAGACCAUCGUGCAGGUGACGAGACUCAAGUCAUACCGGGAGGUGCUUUGCUUUUUGCAAGACUUUUGGUCGGGAAGCGAGCCCGACUGGCAAGUGUUGGCGAGAGAGUGGGAACUGCUCGGCAAACGUGUUUUGCCAUACUGA
Molecule: messenger RNA, 1344 nt
Organism: Fusarium keratoplasticum
Lineage: Eukaryota; Fungi; Ascomycota; Sordariomycetes; Hypocreales; Nectriaceae
Product: Zn(2)-C6 fungal-type domain-containing protein
Exons: 2
Coding region: 1-1344 (447 amino acids)
Biological process (GO): positive regulation of transcription by RNA polymerase II
Cellular component (GO): nucleus
Molecular function (GO): zinc ion binding; transcription cis-regulatory region binding; DNA-binding transcription factor activity, RNA polymerase II-specific
Source: RefSeq, a predicted model, not a curated record